AUGGCUUCUGAACCCGUUUUCUUUCAGGACCCGGGGGUCCUCUUCCGUGGCAGCAGAGCGUUCGACAUUGCCCCGUUCUCGGGGGGCAGCUAUGCCGCACAGAUCAACUCGUCGGCCAGGUUCAUGGUCUACGUGAUCACGUGCGUGCUCGCAUAUGCGAUCGAUCCAUUCCUGCUUGGGUUGGUGGCAUGUGCAGGGGUGUACCUGUACGUGCGGCAUCAACAGACGGUGCCUCAUGGCCUUUCAGAAGAGGGGGAGCCCUCCGUGACGAUUGCCCCGGUAUGCCAGCGUCCGACCAUGGAGAACCCCAUGGGAAACUUCCUGAUCAACGAGUACGAGGAGAGACCCGACCGGCCACCCGGUUGCGAUCCGGAGCACGUGAAGGAUGAGAUAGACGCGCAGUUCUAUCAGGGGCUGUACCGUGACCAGACGGACAUCUACGAGAACGCCAACUCGCAGAGGCAGUUUUAUAGGACUCCCGUCACCACCGCCUGCAACGACCAACGAGCUUUUGGAGAGUUUUGUUUCGGCGAGGAGCUGGGUAUGAACUUGAACGGCGCACCUGCCGCACCACCAGGUGCCCCACAAGCGGCGCCUCAGGGAGGUCCGGUCCCGAUGAACAACGCCGCGUGCGCUCCGGAUGAAGUCGAGUUCCCCAUCGGUGGGGGCACCGAGUUGGACCAGCUGUACAGGAGUGAGGACCCUCGGGCGGCACAUGUGCCAGCCGCGCAAAUACCGAGCACUUACAGAGAUCUCCCCAUACACCCUGUUAUGCAGCAGGCUCUAUGGGAGGCUCAUUCAAACAAGGAGCCCGUUCUGACGGACGAGCAGCGGACUGCCCUUCUGGUCAUGGCCCUCUCGAUUGCUGUGGGCUCUCCGUACGUUCAAGGGCGUCUGAGGGAGUUCCUUCCACAGUGGCUCGUGCCCCCUGCAGAGGCCACCACAUGGCCGAGGGCACUGAUGCAAGGCUCUCUCGUGGCUUCAACGUUCUUCCUCCUCAGGCGUUACCUGCUCAAGAAGCAGGGGUAG
Molecule: messenger RNA, 1029 nt
Organism: Klebsormidium nitens
Lineage: Eukaryota; Viridiplantae; Streptophyta; Klebsormidiophyceae; Klebsormidiales; Klebsormidiaceae
Source: the annotation of a GenBank genome assembly